UCACAUAUUAUUUAACAAUCAGUUCCUCACCUGAAAAAAAAAUUGCAUAUGCGACUCAGAACUCUACACAGUUUAACAUUAGCGGAAAUCCCGAAAUCGUAACCACAAGUGAUAAUACUAAGGUGACCGAUGACGCGUGCGAAGUUCUACCAGCAAAGUCUUUAAUUGGAAAAAUAGCAUUAAUUCGUCGUGGAGCCUGUACUUUCGCACAAAAAGUGGCUAAUGCUCAAGCAGCUGAUGCAAUCGGAGUCAUAAUCUAUGAUUAUAAACUUCUCACGCCAUUUAUAAAUUCUACAGCGAUAAAAAUUCCAUUCGCGUUAAUUAAGGCAGAGGAUGGUGAAUUUAUAUUUGAUCAAAUGCAUAAGAACAAGAAGAAUAUUAAGAUUACUUUUUAUAAUGAAACUCUGCCAUUUACGAAUCCAACAAGUGGGAAAAUAUCAUCUUUCAGUUCAUUGGGCCCUUCAUAUGAGUUAGAUAUUAAGCCUGAAAUUGCUGCGCCAGGUGGUUCAAUUUUUAGCACAUAUCCCAUUAAACUUGGUUCUUAUGAAACAUUAGAUGGUACAAGUUUUGCAACACCGUAUAUAACAGGUUGUGUGGCGAUUCUUUUCGAAGCAAAGGGUAAAUUGAGUGCAGAUGAAACAAAAAAAUUGCUUAUGAAUACUGCGCAUCCAAUUGAAGUAUUGGCUACUUCAAAUCAAACAGCAACGCAAACAUCGAUUGCCGGACAAGGUGCUGGACUAGUUAAUUUAUUGGAUGCAUUAUCUUCAACUAUCAGCAUCUCACCUCCUAAGCUACCAUUAAAUGAUACCGCGAAUUAUAAAGCUUUAAACACAUUAAAUGUUAAAAAUUCUGGAAAAGAUAUUGUGAAAUUAACAGUUACACAUGUUGGAGCGCAAGCAGUAAGUGGAUAUAAUUUCACGGAAUCAUUCGUGCCACGAGGAAUACCAGUAUAUCAAGACUCAUUUGCCGAGGUAAACAUCUCAGAAUCGUCGAUUGUGCUUGGACCUGGACAAUCAAAGAAUAUUAAAAUUGUAAUCAAGCCUCCAGCUGAUUUAGAUAACGAUUCAUAUUUUAUUUUCUCGGGAUUUAUCCUCUUCUCGGAUAAAGCCGGUAAUAAAUCAUAUAGUGUUCCGUAUAUGGGAAUGAAAGGAAACUAUAAAACACUUCCAAUCCUUGAUACUGCAGUUGGUACACCAUUCAUUCAAACAGAGAACCACGAAAUAUAUCGAAAUCACAGUCAAAAUGUAACUUUUACUUUACAAGGUGAUGAUUGCCCAAUAUUAGCUGUACGUCUUGGACAAGGAACUCGCAUUCUUGCUAUAGAUAUAGUUCCUGCGGACAGCAAAGUUCAAUCAAAUGUUGGCGAGCUUAAUAAUCGCAUUUCGUCACCAUUAAUGGCCGAAAAAUUUCCUCAGGAUGAUCAAGUUCCCAACGGACAGACAAAUUUAACGCAAUCAGAUACUCAAAUCAACCGUAAUUUUCCUGAUUCAUUAGGUAAAAUUGCGAAAGAAGGUGUUUUUUAUUACGCUCAACGCAAUCAAGAUACCGGGUCAAAUAAUGGUUAUUUAUUUAUCUGGAAAGGUAAAGUGGAUACCUACGAUGGUAAACGUGAUAUUGACGUACCUAAUGGAUCGUAUCGACUAGUGGUGUCAGCCUUGAAAUUGUAUGGUGAUGAAAAGAAUAAAAAAGAUUGGGAAAUAUGGGUUAGUCCACGACUGGAUAUCCAACGUCCAUAUUUUAAAUUAUGA
Molecule: messenger RNA, 1748 nt
Organism: Ambispora leptoticha
Lineage: Eukaryota; Fungi; Glomeromycota; Glomeromycetes; Archaeosporales; Ambisporaceae
Source: the annotation of a GenBank genome assembly